GUGUACAGAAGGGACAGAUAUACAGUCUAUAUGAUUGUAGUGUAUCGUUACCUGCUUGUUAUUGGCUCUGGUCAAAUAGAUAUGAUAUAGAUUCUAGUCCCGUUUUCGUAUAUUUUUCGGGAUAAGGUUUCUUUCACACUAGUGACAGAUAUUUAGGGAAACAAAAUCUAAGGCACUUUCAUAUAUGUCACUCACAUCGCAAAUUGAACACCAUUACAAAUACUGACAGUAACUGUCAUACUGAGGGGCAUGUCAGUUUAUCCUGUAAUUUCACUAGUUCCCACUCAAUACUGCAAGAGAUGAGAAUUUAAUAGACAACCUAAAGCAAUGUCAGCGAUAAGCCCAAAGAAACGCAACAGUAUAUUUGAUGAUUCAGAUGACUCUGAUGGAGAACAAGAGAGUACAAAGGACACACAACCAAAGUUACCUCGGAAGGUGAACAAAACGUCCAAAGAGGAAAAUGCACGGACUAAAAAAGUGGAAGGAAGGAAGGAGACUGACAAAGUAAAAAAAAAAUCCAUUCCAGAAAAAGGAAAGGAGAAAGACAAAGCACGAAAAAAAUCCACUCCUGUAAAAGGAAAGGAGAAAGACAAGGUACAAACAAAAUCCACUCCUGAAAAAGGAAAGGAGGAAGACAAAGCACGAAAAAAAUCCAAUCCAGGCAAAGGAAAGGAGAAAGACAAAGUACAAACAGAAUCCACUCCAGAAAAAGAGGCAAGCGCAGAGGAGUCUCCUACUAAAGAGGAAAAUGAGGUUGCAGGAGGAGAGGAGGAGAUGACGCUGACCCCGGCACAAAUGGCCCUGAUGGAGAAGAAGCGACAACAGGCACUUUUAAUUCGAAGGGAGAAGAUGAACAGAAGGAAUCCUUACAUAAGAGCUGAAGAGAAGAAGAAGGACAGUGUAAAGGUGAUUCGCGUGCAAGAUACCAAGUUAAUUGACACUGGUGCUGGCUUCUUCAUUGAGGAAAACGAAAAACCUAGCAAUGAGAUCACAGAUGAUGACAUGGAUGCUGCUAUGAAAUUGGUAACAGAACCAGCACCACUGUUUGAAGAGGACAGACCAUUUUGUUUAGAAUGUGAUCAACCGUUCAACAAUUCAUUUCUCUUUCACAACUUUGACCAUCCAGUAUGUGAUCAGUGCAGAGAUAAUGAUGACAAGCAUGCACUCAUCACAAAAACAGAUGCUAAGAGUGAGUACUUGUUGAAGGAUGUAGAUUUGGAGAAGAGAGAGCCGCCUCUGAAGUUUAUUGUGAGAAAAAACCCUCACAAUUCACAAUGGGGUGACAUGAAGUUGUACCUGAAAUCUCAGAUUGAGAAACGUGCUCUCCAUGUGUGGGGCUCAGAAGAGGCCAUAGAAGAGGCCAUGGAAAAGAAGGAAGAACAGAGAGAAAUAAGUAAACAAAGGAAGUACAACAAGAAGAUGAAAGAACUGAGAAUGAACGUAAGGAGCAGCUUAUACACUCGAGCAACAAAAACACAUGAACAUGAAUAUGGUGAAGAAGUCUACCUUCCUGACGAAGAUGAAUAUUCUCGGACGUGUAAAACUUGUGGCCACAGUUAUACCUAUGAUAAGAUGUAGUAGCAGCUAUGUGGGAAAAAUGCGCCUGUACUCAUUAGGUUAUAAUCAGGGACUAUUUAUAUAUUUAUUUUCUUAAUGCCUUGAGUUUUUUGUGAGCUGGGCAACAUUUUGGCAUUUGAACUUUUGUAUUUAACAGAUGGAAAAAAAUAAAAACAUUAAUAGCUGAGAUUUUAAAAAUU
Messenger RNA from Penaeus chinensis, 1757 nucleotides. It is a transcript of the gene Xpac, whose product is annotated as DNA repair protein complementing XP-A cells-like. Gene Ontology annotation, cellular component: nucleotide-excision repair factor 1 complex. The coding region runs from base 328 to 1578 and encodes 416 amino acids. The record is from RefSeq and is a predicted model, not a curated record. The transcript has 7 exons. Gene Ontology annotation, biological process: nucleotide-excision repair involved in interstrand cross-link repair; UV-damage excision repair; base-excision repair. NCBI's taxonomy places the organism in Eukaryota, Metazoa, Arthropoda, Malacostraca, Decapoda, Penaeidae. Gene Ontology annotation, molecular function: damaged DNA binding.